UAUGCAUCGCCGAACGUGCUCGAUUCAUUCCCGACAACGCAUGUCGCUGAUGGUGCUGAUGUGAAUGAUGAUAAAAAACCGGGUUGGCAUUAUGACAGGCCGAAAUCGUUGCAAUCUUUUAUAUCAACAGCAUGUAAAAUGAAUGACGAACAUAAGCUGAAGCUGAUCAUAGCAGCUGAUUUGAUCGAACAGUUACGAGGCCAAAUCAAAGAGUUCACAAAAUUCAGUUGUUCAGCAGGCAUUGGCAGUAGCAAGGCUAGGGUAAAAAAUGAUGAAAUGGGAAAAGAAGAGAAGGAAAACGAAGUGGUUGUGUCUGAUUGA
Messenger RNA from Gongylonema pulchrum, 321 nucleotides. The record is from the annotation of a GenBank genome assembly. Lineage: Eukaryota; Metazoa; Nematoda; Chromadorea; Rhabditida; Gongylonematidae.